AUGUUUAAAAAGAAGCCGACUAUCAAGAAUCUCUCCCCGAUCAGGUCCUCAGAUCGGAGGAAAAUUGCCGAUCAAAUCAUCAAAGACUACCAGAUCACGGUUCCCGAAACCACUGCCGACACACCCACCGAUGGAGCUGCUGUACCGACCCUCGCCUCGAUUCGCAAUGCUCUUCUCCCAGAGAACACUGCAUCUGCGCGCUUCACCACCACGGCGGGUCCUGAUCUCCGUGAGGUCCAAGGGACAGUCUACGUCGGCGCACACCCGGAUGGAGACGAGCGGGUGCUGUGGUUCAAGGUGGAACAUGGGCCGGGUUCAGACAAGCGCCUGUAUCCGACUGUCUAUACGCUAUGGCAUAACCCAGACUUGGUUUCUUUACUCUAUACUCCCGAGAUGGUGAUGCAGAAGCUGCGAGGUGGUGCGGAUCUCAUGACGCCCGGUUUGGCGAACGAACCUCCAUUCCCUGCACGAGCUGUCCCGGGAGCGGUCGUUGCGGUGGCGGGAUUGGACAAUUACACGGUACCUCGGUUUGUUGGUAUCUGCGAAAUUGAUGUCUCCACUCUGAAAGAGGUGCAGGGAACCAAGGGCCACGCUGUACGAGGUCUUCAUUGGGAGGGAGAUGAGCUGUGGGCAUGGAGUCCAUCGUCUCGGCCUGGCCGCCCGGCGCCGGCGUACCUGAAAGGAUGGGAUGAGGACCAAAACGACACAGAAGAGCUUAAUUCUGCAGUCGAGGGACUCGCACUCGAAGAGACUGCCGAGGAAGCUAUCGAAGCCUCUCAUGAAACGCCUGUGGCUGAAGAUGAGGAGCCUGCGGUGCAAGAGCCGGAACCCACAACCAAGGAAAUCGACGAUGCCUUCAUCAAGGCCUUUCUCUACGCCAUCUAUAAACUCAAACAGGAGAAUGCAUCAGCACCGAACCACGGCCUGUCGUUGCCUGUUUCGCCCUCCAUUCUAAUCGCUAACCUCAUCACACCUUACCUGCCCAUUCGCUCUGCACAACAAGCGCAGUACUACACCAUCAAGAAGACCAGCUGGAAGAACGUGAAGAAAUUCAUCAAGCACCUGGACAAAAUGCAGCUGGUCAAAUCCAAGGACCGCAGCGGACAGGAAACGUACAUCAUGGACAUUGAUUUCAACGACCGCCGCGUGGAGCAAUUUGUUCCAUACAAACUCCCAUCAAAGGCCGCACUCGAAACCCCCAGCAAAGCUCCCUCUUCCACCGAAGGCAAACCCCCUACUGCAACCGACGACGCCGAUCCGUCCGUGGGCCAAACCCUCAAUGUCCAGACACUCUACCGACCCACGCAGAAACUCACGCCCGACAUCUUCCCGGCCUCAUCCUCCAGCAACCCCAAGAACUUCUACAAGUACUCCGAUGUCUCGGCCCAUGUCGAGCAAUACGUGCAAUCACAAAACCUCGUCUCCGCCGACAAUCGCCGCAUCAUCAAUCUCAACCCUUUCCUCGCCAACACCAUCUUCACAUCCGCUUCCGCAGAGGACCAAGGGACCCUCAAACGCGGCAAGGUCACCCGCGACGCUCUUCUCAAACGCAUCCUCGAAGACCACACUUUCCUGCAGCCCCACUACGCCAUUUUGAAAUCGGGCCAGACGCUCGCAGACGUAAAACCCAAGGCAGGCGCCACACCCAAGGCCGUCGUCACGCUUGAGAAACGCACCGGAUCCAAGACGGUCACCAAGGUGACGAAUUUGGAGAUCUUUGGAAUCAUUCCUAGUAUGCUGGCAGAGGAAUUGCAGAAGAAAUGCGCGAGUAGCACGAGUGUGACGCAGGCGGUUGGUGCACCGAAGGGGGUGAUGGAGGUUCUGGUGCAGGGUGAUCAGCGAAAAGUGGUGGAUGCGGCGCUUUCGCGUCGGGGUUUGAAGAGUCAGUGGGUGGAGGUGGUGGAUAAGACUAAGAAGAAGAAAUAG
Molecule: messenger RNA, 1926 nt
Organism: Penicillium oxalicum
Lineage: Eukaryota; Fungi; Ascomycota; Eurotiomycetes; Eurotiales; Aspergillaceae
Product: putative RNA binding protein Ligatin/Tma64
Exons: 3
Coding region: 1-1926 (641 amino acids)
Biological process (GO): translational initiation; formation of translation preinitiation complex
Molecular function (GO): translation initiation factor activity
Source: RefSeq, a predicted model, not a curated record